UGACAAAGAGUCCUCUCACCUAGCAACGCGUUACCAAUGGCUUCAGCAGCGGUUCGGUUGUUGUGGAUACAAACAACACAGUAGGAGUUUUACUCUGCAAGGAGGUCUUGCCAUCAUUCAAUCAACAACCCCAGGUGACUACGGAAGCAUUCACGGAAGGCGAAAGAUGGCGACCGAACACGAAGGUGAUAUGAGUGAAAUUUCGAGUCUUACAGACUCUAGCGAUGAAGGUAAAAAGGUAGUUGAAGAGGUCGUCGAAGCGGUGGAGGAGAUCGACAAACCAGCCUACUCCGAUGAGGAUCUGGAAACGUUGGUCGGUUUCAUCCGUGGAAUGAUCAUUCUGUUCGACUACGAAGAUGAUGACUUUAACGAGGAAGUGGCCGAAACUAUCAAACUAUGGCUAACCGAUGUAAACAACCCACUGCUCUUCAUCUUCUACGAUGGUAACAGACUGUCGGCGUCGCUGGCGUUCCCACUCUGCCCGAUAAACGAUCUGAUGUACUUUAUGCGUGAACCGGAACAACUGUUUAACGUGCUGGAGCGUUUCCAUGACGAUAUCCUGUUCGGGACGCUCCAUGGUGAUAUUGAAGGUUCGUUGCUGGUGCAGCUAGAGCAGGUGUACGGACCGAUGAUACUGUCGAACGUGGACUGGUCGGAGAAUGUAAAGGCGAACGUUAUCAACGGGUUUAACGCGUUCAUGACCUACCUAACGGAGCUACACUACAAGCUGUCCGGUUUUACGUUACUGUACGUGCCCCGCGAAGGGAGCGAUAUGGAGGUGCAGGAGGUGGUGUUGAAUCGAUCGAUGAUAAAGCGUCUCGAGGCAGUUGUGAUUGACUGGACCGGGCAGAUACGGGCAACGCUUAGCGAUACGCAGCAUUUCGUGCCGGAUGAUUUGGUCUGCCCGUCGGAUGAGUACAGCUUUUGGCUUUACCGACAUGAAGUACUCACGGCUAUAAGACUCCAGUACAAAGGGCCCAAUGUGCAGCACAUCGUUCGCAUACUGGAACUGGCCCAAUCCCUCUACAUUAAGCAUCUCAAGGACGUGCUGGAAGAUUUGGACAAGGAAAUCGAAAUAGCAGAAUCAAACAUACCCUUCCUAAAGCUUUUGGUUGACCCAUGCUUCGCAAUCGGAACACUCGAGACGGCCGACGAUUUUUGCUCACAGUUGAUCUACGUGAUGCACAUCAUACGCUUCAUUGGACAGGAUUCACACUAUCUCAACAAGGAUGAAAGCAUCACGAAGCUGUUCCUGUAUCUAAGCAACGAAAUCGUAGCCUGCUGUAUGCGAGGUAUCGACAUAGAUCGCAUUCUGGCUGGAGCACCCCGGUACGGCAUUGAGGUGUGUCGCAUGAAGAUUAAUUGCUGCGAGUCUUACAAGAUUAUCUACGAGGAGAUGUUGGAGCACUUUAAAGGGGAGUUCACCUGGAAUCUGGACUACGCCGCCAUCUUUAAUCGCAUCAAUGCGUUUCUGCAACGUUUACACGACAUUCUCGAGAUCUGUGACGCAAUGCUUAUCUUUGGCAAGUAUGCGGAAAGUACGGCCUACACCUCGUACCGAUUCUUUUGCAACAAUGCGGAAGAGUUCGAACGGCGCUGCGAUCAGGUGGAGAAGAUAUUCCAUAACGCUCUCGAAACAAUCGAAUCUGUCGGUAGUACGAUUCUGGACAUUAACAACAAGGAUUGGUACCGGUACAUCGGAGAGUUCCGGGAGAUGCUCAAGAGUCUGGACGAUAUCAUAGAAAAUCUGCUCUCGAACGUGUUCUUAAUGUCGGAAAAUCUGGAGGAAAAGCUGAACGUACUCGUCACGCUGCUGAACUUUUACAAGCGAGAAAAUAUUCGCGAAAGCUUCAUGCGCAAGAUCGGUGAAGUAUGGAGCAUGCUGAAUGAUGAGAUAAUGCAACUUUCGAAGGAUGUAUCCGCUGGCAUUACAGAGUACCCUGCGCUGUUGCCUCCGCAUGCCGGCCGGUAUGCUGUGCUGAAGAUGCGCUUUGACCAUUUGACGCAUCUGCGAACUCUGAUAGUAAACUGCCGAUUCUUUCCGGAGUAUCCGCAGCAGGAGGAAGUGCUGGCACUCUACGAAGCCUGCGAAAAGCAGGUAAAGGCAGCACUGAAAGGCUUCAGCGAGUCAUGGAACAAAUCGAUCACCACCGAUAUGGCGUCCUGGUAUCAGCGGAAUCUCAUCUGCCGUAGCCAUUUGCGGCCUGGGCUAUUCGAGGUGAACAUAGAGCGUCGCCUGUUGGUGCUGUUCGACGAAGCGUACUACUUCAAAACGUUGGGUGUUAAUGUUCCGAUCAGCCUGGACCUGGAGAAACAUGAAAACACGCGGCUGACAUUCGACAACGUGCUCCGGUUGGUGCUUUAUUUUAAUGGAGUCGUUUCGUCCAUAUCGGACAAAGAGCGCUUGUUCUUUAAGCCCAUGAUACAGCAAACGGAAAGGAAAUUGGAGCCCCUCCGCAGCAAACUCACCUGGGAGGAGGAUCUUAGCGAGUUCAUCGAAGGAUACGUAGUGAACGUUCGCGAACUGCUCGAUCUGAUUGAGCUUUAUAAGCGUGAAAACCACAAGAUAUCAACCCUGGUGGAAAGAAUUUACACGAUGAUAUUCGUGCGUCUAGACCAACAACAUCCGGUCAAUAUGGCGCAGCUUAUGAACAGUGUGGCUGAGCAGAAGAAGACGGUGUUUACCGAACUGCUCGAAGUGCUGACGGAAGUGAGUAAAAACAUCUUCACCGUUUACGAUAGUCUUGGUUCAAACAUACGGAAGAUGGGCACGAUCUGGGAGCAGUAUUUGCACAAAAUCGAUAAGCUACUGAAGGCGGCCAUUUUUACCUGCACUCUGAACACACUUCGCGGUGUCCAAACGUCGCUGGAGAAUGCUCACUCGUGCCCAAUUCUUAUGAUAGAGAUUUUGCUCAAAAAGGAAGGCGCUGUGUAUGAACCAUCGGUCGAAGCGGUAGAGCAGACAUUGCGACGACUACCGGAGGAAGUUUGUCUGACGAUACGGCCCGUCCCGAGUAUGGCCCGGCGUUACCAGCUGGAUAAUGGUGAGCGCAGCUUUUACCUUCAGCUACUCGAACAUCCCGAUUACAUCCAGAUCACAAGAUCGAUCGAUGAAACGAUUAAUGACACGGUGCGAUUGCUGCGCACGUAUCAGUCAAAGUGGAACGUAUUUCGGCCAUUUUGGUGCGUCGAUAAGGCCGCCUUUAUUGAGCGCUUCAAGUUGACCGCCAUGACCUCCGACGCCUUCCAGAAGAAUAUCGAAAAGUUUGAAGAGUUGCAGAACCAACUGUCAACGCAGGGCGAUUUUGUGGUUUGUCGUUCGGUGGAAAUCGAUGCGCUGAAGCUAAAGUACGCCCUCACGAGCCACAUUGGUGAAUGGCAGACGAACUACAUCGAAUAUUUGAAGUGUAUUGCUUAUGGAAAAAUUAUUGAUUUUAACAACAUUUUGAAGCAAAACAUAGAAGAGCUACGCCACGAACCGAUGGAGGUGUACGAACUGAAGCAGCUGGAGCAACGCUACCAGACCUGCUUUGCGGAGCUGCCCGAGAAGGAGCAAGAAAUUGCACUCAUUUUAAAGUACUUUGUGGUGCUGGAAAAGUAUGUCGCCGAUUUGCUACCGGAAGCGUACGAGCUUCGCCGCAACAUCGACCAAAUUUGGGCCCAGUAUCAGGCGGACCUGAAGGCAAUUCGCGAGCAGAUAGAAAAUUAUCAGGAUCAGUUCAAGCUGUCGAUGACCGGAGCGGCCGAUGCGCUCAAGGUGGAUGCACUGCAAAUGUUGAAGAUGUUGCGAGAAGAAAUGCCCACCUCGGAAGACUCGACUCCGGACGAAGCAUUCGAAGCAAUUGACCGUUUAAUGAUGCAAUUGGAAGUGCUAGAACGCCGCGAGCGUGAGAUCGAGGAACGGAUGCGGUUGCUCGGUGUCGAUUAUGUGCGGUUGCCCGCUCUCCGAGAAAUUCGUUCCAAGCUAGAGAACUUACGUCAGGUGUGGAUUCUCGUGAAAGAGUGGCGCAUCGAACGGGAUCGUAUCAUGGCCGAAAGCUAUAGCACAGCGGACGAGAUCGAGCUAAACGUGAUGUCGGGCCAUUUUAGACAAACGUACGCUAUCCUCGCCGAAGGUCCAAUCGGUAACGAAGCGUUCGAUGUGUUCUCACGCGUAGGUGAAGAAAUUUCGCACUUUUGCGUUACGGUUACGAUCGUGUGUACGAUGAGAGCCUCCUUCAUGCAGGAGCGUCACUGGCUCAAGGUGAAAGAAAUAGCCCGAUGCGGCGAAGCAAACGAAUUGCCCGGCGAAUUGUGCAGCUUUCACGCAAUGACCGAACUGGGGCUGUACAAUUACGAGGAAGAGCUGCUCGAUCUGUGCUUUGCGGCACGCAAGGAGCACGAGGUAGAGCUCGACCUACAGGCGGUGGCCUUACAAGUCCGGGCAAUUGAAUUCCGCAUCCGUCAAGCAUCGGGUGGGGCCGGCUUUCUGGAGCUGCGCAACCCUGGUACCCAUUUCACCACGCUAUCGGAUAAUAUUGGGAUCAUAAAUCGACUUCGACGAUCGCCCCAUCGCCAUCCGUACCAAUCGCUGAUCGACUAUUGGGAACACACGCUGGGACUGAUCGAGGAGAUGCUGGAGAUCAUUGUGCGCAUGGAGUCCGAGUGUCGGACGUUGCACGAGCUGCAUCGUAUCACCAGAAGCAUUGCGCGCGGUUCCAAGAUGGAUCAUUUCAACGAUGGAUUUCGAGAAUGUUUCGCAGAGUGGUGUGAACUGAUGCGCUACAUCUCAUCAGUGCGGCUCGUGGAGGACGUGUGCCCGGUAGGUCAAGAAUUCAUCGCCGAGCUUGAAUCCGUCCGCAAGCGGCUCAAUCAGCAGGCCAAUGCGCUGGACGAUGUGCUGGGCGAGCAGCGUGAAGUUUUCGCCCGGUUUUAUCUACUUUCGGACAGCCAGCUCGUCCGUUUGAUCUCGGCACCGCUAAACUACACCCAGCUGGAGCAAUCCCUGCCAAUGCUGUACGAAAACGUUACACGGUUCCAUCUGCUUGAGCGGGGCAAACAGAACGCUCCCGGCAUCGGUGGUGUGUACACCCGGGACCAGGAAUUCGUACCGUUCGCUGAGGCACCGGCCGAUCCGCAACGGGAACCGGAUGGUGUGACUGAAUUCAUGAACGUACUCGAAUGUCACAUUCACGGCGCGAUGCAAGAUUUAUUGUCGUCAUGUCAUACGGCCCUCCGGCGGGGUUACUUCAGACGGGUGGAGUCGGGCUGGUUGCGCAGCUGGCCGUUGCAGCUGUGUCUGAAGAGUGCCGAGCUGCAGCACACGCUGCAUACCAGGAAUGCUUUGGUGCAGUGCAGUCUGCUCGGUAACAAAAAGCCGUUGAAAAUGUUGCGUGCCUUGCACACUAAGUUACUUCAAGAAUUGACGGCUUCGGCAGGCAAGCUAGAAUCGCAGUGGCAAAGUAAGAAACUGCACGAUCUGCUAGUUCUUGAGCUAAAUGCGCGGGACCUGAUCGGACGGCUCUGUCGCCGCAAGGAGCUGCACGGAUUGGUAACCUUCGAGUGGAUAUCUCAGCUACACUCGUACUGGCAUCCUACCGGGCGCAAGUGCACUGUACAGCUGCUGAACGCCCGCUUUUCCUACGGGUACGAAUGCAAACGCUCCACCGAUCCAAUGUUGCUCACACCCGUCAGCGAACGGGCACGGAUGGCAACGAUUUGUGCGUUGAAUUUUCAUCAAAUUCCACUGCUCUUAAGCACAUCCGGCGGAUGUGGAGGUCGGCAAGUGUUGCUGGAAAGUUUGGCCCAUUCGCUGGGCGCGUUCCUGCUCACGGUGGAGUGUGAUGAAAAUUCUCGCAUGGAGUAUCUGAUGCGCAUCGUGAAUGGGAUGAAAAUGGUCGGAGGAUGGCUUGUGUUUCGUUGCUUCGAGCGAUUGCCAAACAGUAUCGUGGCACAAAUCGGUGACCAUGCCCGGGAGACCAUCAUCACUCCGCGCAAACCGGUGACGAUUAAGCGGAAGUGUAUUGCCAGAGAAAGGUUUCAAAUGUUUGCACUUACCAGUUCAGGGUGCCGGAUCACCAACAGGAAGAUGGCGGAGCAAUUAGACAGGACGCUGUUCCGUCCCGUACACUUCACCACCGUCGAUCGAGUGAAAGUGAUCGAAUCUUGGCUUUGGUUGGCUGGCUGUGAUCACAGUACACGAAUUGCGAAACUAACUGAGGUGUUUCUUCGCCAAGUUAAGCUAUCUAGUACGAAGCUGGUCGAGAGAGGACUGUUCUCAUUGCGGAAAUUAAAACUUCUAAUUGAAAACAUGCAACUUGUCAAACGCGUGACGAAUGUAAACAAUAACAAUCCGGAUGACGUCACAGUACGCGAAUGGAGCGCAGAGAAGCAAGCGUUCUGCUCCACUUUUGUGAAUACCUUUACAGGAUGUAUAUCAGACGAAGAAAUGGAAGAUUGCCACCGGAAGUUGAGUCUUGUGUUCGGAGGGUUUGAUGUGCCGUUUCGAGUCACUAACCAGGACCUGAUCGAUGUCGUCCAAACUCGGUGUAAAGCUUUGCAACUCAAGCUUUCCGAUCGUAUGAUUGACAAGGUUCUGCUGCUCCAUCAGUCACUUCUUUCUACCGGCCGCCCGAUACUGGUGACCGGAACGCCAGGAACGGGCAAAAGUGCCUGCAUCGAUAUUGCCCUUGCCAUACCGAAGCCCGCCUACGCCGUCUGUCGCCUCAUCCCCAACACACUGCGGAAGUCCACCCAGCCGCGUGUAUUCGACCGCGAAUGGCUGGACAAUCUCAUACAGGCGAGCUUGAGCUCUCCAUCCUCCGGUGAGUGCAUCGGUAGAAAGUGUUUGAUAUUCGAUAGCGUACCGUGCAGCGAAUGGAUCGAUUGCGUCGCCCAGCUAGCACGCCCCGGGCACUACAUGAGCAACGAUUUUACGCCGAUUACGACCAGCGGCCCUGACCGUGACGUGAAAGUGAUCGUCGAGUGCGUUGGUCCGCUGCGUACGAUGACGCCCUCGUCGGUGUCACAUUUCGCGCUCGUCCACAUCGGCCCGGAUGAUCUCGGUUGGCAGGAGUUGGUGGACGUUUGGUUGGAGCAGAAGCCACAGAUUCUGUUGCGCGAGCAGUUGCAAGAACUGGUGAGGAAAAACAUGGAACCGUUGCUUUCCUUCCGCCGACAGGAGUGCCGUACCGUUGCGCCGAUUGCCGAUGUGUCGCUGGUACGCACGUUCUGUCAGCUGUGUGAUAGCCUGCUUGCGCCAUUCGAUAUGAGCAAAGUGUGGCGUCCGGAGACGGGCGAACCGAUGCUCCAGCGGUGGUCGGAAGCGCUGGUGAAGGUGUUCUUUUUCUGUGCCGUCUGGUCCGUCGGUGGUUCGAUGGACGAUGAAGGAGCACGGGGACGGUAUGAUCUACUGAUCCGGGAGCAGCAUCCCGAGGCGGGCUACCCGUUAAAGGGAAACGUGUACCAGUUCUAUGUUGACCUUCCGGAGGGCACGUGGCGGCCGUGGGAUACAAAACUACAGCUGCAGCUGUCCCAGAUACCGACAGGGACGGUGGACGGUGAUAGCCAAGGGAGCACCAUUUAUCGUAGCCCAUACGUACGAAGCCCGCAAACGAUCGCACAUGAAUUUCUCGUGAAGGCAAUGAUGGGAAAUGGAGCGCCAGUACUAGUAGCGAGUGAAACGGCCGUUGGUAAGACUGCUCUGGUGCAGACCAUACUCUCAGAGCUCGACCAAGAACGUUGGGCCUCGAUGCGCAUCGCGCUAACGCAAAGAACAACGCAACUGCAACUGCGCAAGCGUCUACGGUGCCAUGCGCUCAAGAUCAUGAAAACUCGCCUGUAUCCCGAGAAUCGCAAACGAAUGGUUUGCUUUUUUGACGAUCUGCACACCGCUCCCGCCAACCCGUACGCGGUGGAUGAGUUUAUCCGCGGCUUUAGCGUCACGAGCGGUUGGUAUGAGUCGGCCACACCAAUGUGCAUCGAGCAAUGUCAAACGGUGCUCGCGAUGCGCCUGCACCAAUGCCAUUCGCCGAACCCUCCCGUGAUGCAAAGUUUGCUGAACAAAUGCCAUCUCCUGGUGCUGACACCUCCGGCCGACGAACAGCUUGGACAAAUCUUUACCGACAUGAUACUGUCAACCUUCGGCGAGUCACCGCAACAGCAGACAUCCGUGCUCCGAUUGUUGGCGCCAGCGACGGUAGACUUUGUACGGCGCCUCACGCGAAGACUGCCGCCCACACCGACCCGGCUCCGGUACCAGUUUUCGCUGCAGACAAUCGCCACCAUAGUCCGCUCGGUGUGCCAUUGUCUGGGCGCUGCCGGUCGGGAUGCUUAUCUGGCGGAAAAGGCACAGCUACUGCGGCUGUGGAUACACGAAUGUUACCGGGAAUCGUGGGACCGGUUGGAACGGGCGGAUCACAGAAAAUUCUACGAGCUGCUGAACGAAACCGUGUCGGGCCAUUUUGAGGUGACGCUGCACGGGUUGUGUCCGAACAAUCAGAGUCCAAUUUUUACUGACAUGAUGCGCGACGGCAACCCGGGCAAGAAUCCCUACGAAGACGUGCGGGAUUUUAAUCAAUUGAUAACCCAUGUCGAGGAGCGUUGGAGUGAAGUGUCGGACGAUUCUACGAAAACCGUCAUCAUCCACCGGGAAGCCAUACAACACGCCACCAAAGUGCUCCGAAACGUUCGGCUCGGGCUGGGCGGCAUGGUACUGAUGGGUCAGCCUGGCAGCGGUAGGACCGUAGUUUGUCAGCUUGCCGCACGGCUUUCCCCAUCCAAACCGAUCACUUUCCAUCGGCUGAACGUAAAGGCUCGAGACCCACCGGAAGCGAUUGAGAGUGAGUUUUCGAGACUGUUUCAAGUGUGUCUGGGGCAGCCGGGCACGGUGCAGCUGGUGAUGGUAAAUCUGGACGAUACCGUCGAAGCGGAACCAAACGAACGGCUGAUGGAGCUGCUCGGUGGAAUAAUAGCCGGUGAAGAGCUGGGCGUUCUUUUUUGCGAGAAUACCUUAACCGAGCAGCAGACCCACAGCAACCUGGGAGAAGGCACCAAGGAGCGCGUCCUGAGCACGAUGGACUCGUGGCAGAAAGUACGGACCAAUUUACACUUUGUCCUGUGCUUACCCUUGGAAGUGGCUGCAUUCAGAACCAUGCUGCAACGCUAUCCAUCGCUGGCGCGUGUUCUCACCGUCGACUGUAUGCACGAUUGGCCGGAGGCGUCGCUGGUGGAGAUUUCCCAGAAGUAUCUGCUCAAAAACGUCCCGCUCGACGUGCACAUCCAGGGAGCGGAUGCCGACAGUUCGGUCAAGAAGGCCCGAAGAAGAGAAAGCUUGGUCGAAAGUACCGAGAGUCGGCUUCAGAAAUCGACGCAUGAUUUAUUGUUUCGCAUACAUUAUGCGAUCCAAACGGAGGCGAUUUUGCCGACCGCCGCUAAGCGGAAUAUAAUUGCACCCUGCAGUUGGUAUUUCGAGCUGCUCGAUACGUUCGAAAGAGUGUUACGCGUAAAAAGGCUAGAAUUACAGGCCCUCCAUCGCAAGUUUCGCAUCGGUAUCGAACGUAUCGAGGAUGCGACACAAAAGGUGGCCAAUCUUUCCGAGGAGCUCCAGCAGCGGCAGCGCGAGAUAGCGACGUUUCAGGAGCAGCUGGACGAGUUUCUGGAGGAGAUCGAUCGCCAAACGAGGGAAGCGGACGAACAGACGGAAGAGGUGUCGGUGAAGCGUGUCAAGAUCGGUGCGGAAGAGGUUGUGUGCAAACAGCUGGCGGAGGUUGCUGGGGCCGACUUGCAGCGCGCGAUGCCGGCACUGAAUGCGGCCGUGGCCGCGCUCGAUUCACUCAACAAGAAGGACAUGAACGAGAUCAAAUCGUACAGCCGUCCGCCGACCCGUGUGGAGCUGGUGAUGGAGGCGGUGAUGAUACUGCUCGGCAAGGAGCCAACCUGGGCGGAGUCGAAGCGUCAGCUGGGUGAGCAAAAAUUCUUGGACACGCUGAAAGGUUUCGAUCGGAACAAUAUCACCGAGCGGACGCUUAAGACGAUCGGGGGUUAUGUGCGAAAUCCGGACCUGGAACCGGAUAAGGUGGGAACGGUUUCGAAAGCGGCCAAGUCAUUGAUGCUUUGGGUACGGGCGAUUGAAAACUAUGGCAAAGUGUACAAAUUCGUAGGUCCAAAAAUUCGCAAAAUGGAGGAUGCUAAUGCAUCGCUGUUGGAGAAACAGAAUGAGCUGGCAGCUGCAGAACGGAAGCUGAUCGAACUGGCCGAAAAGCUGGCCCAGUUAAGGGCGGAGUACGAUGCAAAGAUGGCCGAGAAGCUACUGCUGGAAGAGACAGCUCGCCAAAUGGCGCUCAAGCUAGAGCGCGCUCGUAACUUGGUGAACAACCUGGCUGGCGAAUGUACCCGGUGGCUUGCGACAAAGAGCGAGCUGGAGUCCACCUAUGCCCGGCUGAUCGGUGACACACUGCUAGCGGCCGGAUAUCUCACCUAUCUCGGUCCGGUAAACAUAGAAACGCGUACCAACCUUCUCGCCCAGUGGUUAAUCGAUCUGGAAAUGCACGAAACGCCCUUCACGCCUAAAUUUUCACUCACUGCCUACUUCUACGAUCCGGGUGUGUUGAUCCGGUGGCACGAGAACGGUCUCCCGCCGGACGACUUUUCGGCGGAAAAUGCUACGAUUCUGAUGAAAAGUACACGCGUGGCGUUGAUCGUUGAUCCGCAGGAGGAGGCCCAGAAGUGGUUGAUUGCGGAGCUGGAGGGGCGUGUAAAGUUGGUCGAUUUUGAUGAUGAAAUUUGUGAGUCAACGUUGGUGGAAGCGUUCGAACGCCACGAACCACUGAUGGUGGAAAACGUUAACCGUAGGAAUGUGAGUGAGCUGGACGAACUGUUUACACUGCGAGACACGGUUGCGACGAACUGUGGCAAGUGUCGGCAGAAGAAUCAAUCGAGCGAAAUGGCGCAUCCUUUGUAUCUGGUUGGACAGGAACCGCUGCGUAUGUCGGGUGCGCUGGUGAAGCGGGUGAAUCAGCUGAGCUUUGUGCUGGCUGCGGAAGGGCUGGAAAUGAAAAUGUUGGGACUGCUGGUACAGAGUGAAAAUCCGUCACUCGAGGAGCGUAAGGAAUUACUGCAGCAAACCAUACUGCAAAACAAGAAAACUCUUGUAGAUCUUGAGGAGCAGAUAUUGCGUAUAUUGAACGAAAGUAAAAUACCGCUCCUGGAGGACGAAGAGUUGUACCGUGUGUUGGAAAGCUCACGCGCUACGUUCGAAACUGUGUCGAGCGGAUUACAGCAGGCCGAGCAGACUCGUCUCGAGAUCGAAACUUCCCGGGAAGUGUAUCGAAGCUGUGCUGCCCGUUCAGCGCUACUAUUCCUCGUGCUUGGUGAUCUGCAACUGUUCAAUCCACUCUAUCGCUACUCUCUGGACUGGUAUCAGGCCCUCUUCCUGAUCUCGCUUGAGCGCAGUGGACGUGUGCAACAGGUUGCCGAAAGAAAGCGCCGAAUAGACGAUUAUCAUACAUUCAAUGUCUUCCGCAUUGUGUCCCGCGGAUUGUUCGAAAACGAUCGGAAGCUUUUCGCGUUCUACCUCUGCGUUCGUCUACUGUUUGCCGAGGAAGCGUUGAGUCCACGCGAAUUUCGCUUCCUCAUAUUUGGAGCCGGUAAAAUCGAUCGCCAAGAGCAGAUGGAAAACCCUUGCCGCAGUUGGCUUACCGACCGCCACUGGGAUCAGCUGACCGACCUGGACCGACUGCCAGGAUUUCACGGCAUAGUGGAAUCAUUCGCCGAACUGCCGGACGACUGGAGACAGUGGUACCUUUCGUCGGUGCCCGAAGUAUCGCCGCUGCCCGGCAGUUGGGAGAUAAAUUUGAAACAGUUCCAGAAAUAUCUUAUCGUCCGAAGCUUGCGGUUGGAUCGGAUUGAAAAUUGUAUGAGUGACUUCACACGGGACACGUUGGGAGCGAAAUACGUCAAUGUGCCCGUGGGUUCGCUGGACGACGCUUACCAGGAGUCAACAUCCCACACCCUGGUGCUGCUGCUUCUGCGUGGCACUUCUAAUCCUCUGGCAAAGCUGGAACGGUUAGCCCGUAAAGCGCACGGGUCGCCGACGGAAGAAGGUGAGGGCAAGAAGUGUUUCGAAACGCUCGCAAUAACCGAGGACCGAAUGGAAGCGUUUAUCGGGCUGCUCCGACGAUGCAUAAUGGAUGAAGCUUGGCUGUACGUUAGCGAUUGUCAUCUUUCCGUCGCGUUCCUGAAGCAGCUUCCCCACGUGGUCGCUUUCCUGAAGCGCAACAAUCUCAACUCCAAGUUUCGCCUGUGGCUUAGCUCCAAGCCGCACGAGGCACUGCCCCUGUCAGUGUUGCAAAACUGCAUCAAGCUGACAUACGAAGAGCCAAAGGGCAUCAAGCGUCAUAUGGGCAAUCUGUACGACGAAAUCGGUGAGGCACGGUUCAAGAAAUCGACCGCCGCCAUGAAAGGGAGUUCCACGAACGCUGGCACCGAGACGCACUACAAGCGGUUGCUGUUCGCGAUGGCUUUUCUGCACGGUUUGCUGCUCGAGCGGAACAACUUUCAACAGCUCGGCUGGAUCGAACCGUACCAGUUUGUCAACAAUGAUUUUUGCCUGGCAGAAAGUCUUGUGUCGUACGGGCUGGAGAAGUUGCUGGUGAAGAAAGCUCCUGACCCGCGGCAUCAGCGUGGCAAGGGUGGCCGUACGAAAGCCUCGAGCGCGGACGUUAGCCUCGAGGACGAUUUUCAUGGUUUGGAUCAGGGCGAGGAUGAGCAACAGCACGAUGCGACGCCCUGGCAGUUUAUAAAGGGUGCCGCCCUUGAGCUUUGCUAUGGUGCUCAAAUCGGCUCACGCUGGGACCGUCGCAUCUACGAGACAUAUCUGGAGGAUCUGUUCGAAUCGCGACUGCUAGCACCGACGACUGUCGCGGCACCGUCGCCCACCCCACGUGGUUGGUUCCGGAUGCCACGGGACGGACCGUACCAGACGUACGUGGAGUUCAUCGGCACCCAGCUGCCAGACCGCGACGGCAUUGAUGUCUUUGGCCAGCACGAGAACGCAAACAUUAAAUAUUUGAAAUCACGCUCCGACUACAUGCUGCAGAUGCUAACCAGAGUGGCAAAGGACCCGGCCCAGCAUGGAUCGCAGCAACAACAACAGCAGCAGCCACAGCAACACGCUGGACAGGAUCAUGAGCGCACAACGCAAACAAUCUCGGACCUCUUAUCGACGCUUCCUGUUUACCUGGACUACGAGAAUGCGCUCCGGAUUGUGGGUGCCGGUGCAAACAGAACGUCCGUUGCGGAUGCACUGCUGGCGGAGGUUCGCACCUACAAUGCGAUCCUAGCCCGGGUCCGGUCCGACUGUCACUGUCUGUCCCGGAUGUUGACGGGUGCAACGAACGAACUGCUGGAUGAGGAGUCGGACCGGUGGAGUGUGCUGUUGGGAGCGCUUCAGCUAAACAAGGUGCCCGAAAGGUGGGCCAAAGGUGGUGAAGCAGAAACGAGCUCCCGCACGGUUGAGAUUCGUGUGUCACUGUCCGAUUGGGUACUGCAGCUACGGGAGCGCGUCCAAUACUUUCGACGGUGGACAGAAACGGGUCAACUUCCGGUGGAGAUACUGUUGGGACGCUUUACCGAUCCGAACCGUUUCCUCAGCGGUGUACUGCAGCUCCAUGCUAAAGCAUACGGAAUUCCGUUCGAAGAGCUACGGUGGGAUUUUACGAUCUACACCACGAACAAACCGUUGGAGCGUAUCCCGAUACAGGACGGUUUCAUUGCACGGGGAUUGAAGUUGGAGAAUGGUAGUUGGGAUUGGGAGAAGCAAACACUUACCGUACCGGACAUUUUGGAGAUGACUUGUCCGAUGCCACCGGUCGCUUUUCGUCCUGUUCGAAGAUCUGGACAGAGUGGAGAAAUAUCCGAACGCUCGCCGUACUACGAGUGCCCCGUAUUUUACAGUCCGGAGCGAAGUGAAGAUGCAUUUAUUUUGACUCUUCCACUGCUCGUUGGUGAGCAACAGGAUGCACAGGCCUGGGCCAUGUUCAAUACGGCUCUGCUGCUGAAUGACUAGAGGAAGUCGAAAA
Messenger RNA from Anopheles stephensi (Asian malaria mosquito), 14057 nucleotides. RefSeq names its product dynein heavy chain 2, axonemal-like. The record is from RefSeq and is a predicted model, not a curated record. NCBI's taxonomy places the organism in Eukaryota, Metazoa, Arthropoda, Insecta, Diptera, Culicidae. Gene Ontology annotation, cellular component: dynein complex. Gene Ontology annotation, biological process: microtubule-based movement. The transcript has 24 exons. Bases 167 to 14044 code for a protein of 4625 amino acids. Gene Ontology annotation, molecular function: minus-end-directed microtubule motor activity; dynein light intermediate chain binding; ATP binding.